GUUCUGUCGUACGUGGCGUUCGCGUUGAUCUUCGCUGGGUGCAGCAAUAUGGCCGCCAAUGAUCACGUGGAUUGAGGCGGCCUAUGAGAUAUUGGCAUCAAUUUAACAGACCCCAUGUUCAGGGGGCUCUACAGGGGCACUAGGAAGCACCAAGAUGACUUUGCAGAUAUAAUAGAGCGGGCAGUCAGAGCCGGAGUGCAGAAGUUUAUGAUCACCGGAGGGAACCUGCACGAGAGUAAAGAAGCCAUACAGCUUGCGCAGUCCAACGAUCACUUUUACAGCACAGUGGGCUGCCACCCGACCCGAUGUGGAGAGUUUGAGCAGGGGGACCCUGAGCAGUAUUUGGCUGAGCUGCAGGAUCUGCUGGAAAAUAACAAAGGCAAAGUUGUGGCUGUUGGCGAAUGCGGCCUGGACUUUGAUCGGCUGGAAUUCUGCCCCAAGGAAACACAGCUAAAGUACUUUGAGAAGCAGUUCGAACUGGCAGAGAGGAGCCGACUGCCAAUGUUUCUGCACUGCAGGAAUGCACACACGGAGUUCCUGGAUAUAAUGCAGAGGAACAGAGACCGGUGCGUUGGGGGUGUAGUUCAUUCAUUCGAUGGCACAAAGGAAGAUGCAGAGGCCAUAAUCGGGCUGGACCUGUAUAUUGGGAUUAACGGCUGCUCAUUGAAAACAGCGUCCAACCUGGAGGUUCUCAAGUCGAUACCGAGUGAGAGACUGAUGAUAGAAACAGACGCCCCGUGGUGUGGGGUGAAGAAUACUCAUGCUGGGUCGAAGUUUGUAAAAACAACAUUUCCAACAAAAAAGAAGUGGGAAGCAGGUUAUUGUCUGAAGGACAGAAAUGAGCCCUGUAACAUCAUACAAGUGCUGGAGAUUAUGGCCUCGGCCAGGGAAGAGGACCCAUCGGAGCUCUCCAAGACCCUGUACAACAACACAGUGAAAGUGUUUUUCCCAGCAGCAUAAAGGCACAGGGAUGGACAAUAAAGGGUGUUUAUCUUGGGGGCAAUCUGCAGCUUUAUUCGCCUCUGGAUGGGACUGGGCCAGAUGUGCAGAACAGGAGCGGUACCAUUGGCCCAGGAGUUGCUUUAUACAUCAGAGAUUGGUUAUACAGCAAUAUCGCCUUACAGUAACAUAAAGAGAUUUUGGGGCUCA
Xenopus tropicalis (tropical clawed frog) is the source of this 1149-nucleotide messenger RNA. It is a transcript of the gene tatdn1, whose product is annotated as TatD DNase domain containing 1. Gene Ontology annotation, molecular function: hydrolase activity, acting on ester bonds; DNA endonuclease activity. Bases 115 to 960 code for a protein of 281 amino acids. The record is from RefSeq and is a predicted model, not a curated record. The transcript has 12 exons. Gene Ontology annotation, cellular component: nucleus. NCBI's taxonomy places the organism in Eukaryota, Metazoa, Chordata, Amphibia, Anura, Pipidae.